AUGAGAACAAAUCAAGGUUCAAGUAAUGAUUUACUUAAUCGUUAAAAUCAAGCAAGAAGAGAAAUUGAUCCUUCAGUACCUAAUUCUCCUAAUGCUUGGAGAGAUAUGACUAUUUAAGCUGGUUUUGUAUCAAGAGAAAAAUAUAAUUAAUUAAAGGAACUCAAUUCAAAAUUGAAAGUAAGAACACUCUCUCAACAGCAUAGGCAGCUUUGAGAGAUUACAUGUAAGAGGGCAAAGAUUAAAAUAAAAUACUACAGUUGAAAGAAGAAAUGAUAUAAAAAUAUGAGAGAGAGAGAUUAGAUUGGUAAACUAAAGGAAAUGAAGUUUUGAAAACAUAAUUAAAUGAAAUGAAAAUCAAGGUUCAAAAGAAGAAAACGAAAAUCAGAUUGUUAAAGGAUUAAUCAAAAGUCUUUGAUACAAAACUAGAAGAAUAAAAAGGCUAAUUUUAGGUUGAAUUGGAUAGGGUUUAACGACUCUCUGACACUUUAGCAAAUGAAAUGUAUUAAUCUUUAAUUAUGAAUUAGCAAGGAUCAUGAAAAAAGGUUUUCAUUAUUGAAAGAUGAAAAUUCAGUUAUAAAAUAAGCUUUUAUUUCCAAAGAAGAAUAAUGUAAAUAUCUUGAAAUGGGAAUAAAGGAUGAUAAAUAAACCAUAUAACUUUUAGAAUCAAAAAUAAAAGAAUAAUAUGAAGAAAAAAAAAUUUUAUAAUUAACAAUUGAUAAUUUAAAUACUAAAAAUGAAGAUUUUGAAAAACUUAUUAAAACUAAUGAAGAACGCUAUUAAUUAGAUUUAAAUAAAUUUUAAUCAGAUAAAUUGUAAUAACAACAAGAUUUAAAUUUAUAAGUCAAUAAAAAGAAGGAAAAGAUAAAAAAUAUGGCCAACCAAAUUUAGUAAUUAGAAAAUUUACUUAGUUAAUAAUAGAAAUAAGAAUUUACAUUAAAUAAUGCAAUUUCAGAUAAAUAAUAAGAAAAUAUAAAAUUAUAAGCUCAUUUAGAUGAUCAAAGAAAUAAAACUGAUUUAGCGUUAAAAGAAGCAAAUUAUAAAGUUUAAGAAGUUUAGGAAUUGAAAUCAAAAUUGGAAUAGGGAAAUUCUUUAGUUUAAAAAUAUGAAGAUAAAUUAUCUUAAUUUGAUAGACAGUAUUAAUUAGAUUAAGAAGAAAAAGCAGAACUUCUACAAGAAAUAGAUUAAUUAAAUUAAGAUAAUAGAAGAUUAUAGUAAUUACUUUAUGAAUUAGAUAAUGAUAUAUCUUAUUUAAAUUAAUAGCAUUUAGAAGUAAUAUUAUUUGUAAAUUCAAAUAGAAAUAAUAAUAAAUAGAAUAGAAAGUAGAAUUGUUGCAACAUUAAUUGAAUUAUACUCAAAAUGAAUUGAUUGAAUCAAAUAGAUUAAUAUAAGAGCUGAAAAAGUAAUAAGUUGUUAAUGAGUAAUAGACAGAAAUCUAUAAAAAUAAAUAUAUAAAAUCAAAAUAAUGUUAGAAAACAUUAUAGAAUGAAUAAAAAUAUGUAUAAAUUGAGAUCUAAUAAAAGUUAGAGGAUAAAGUGAAAUUGAUAGAGAAUGAGAAAAUUUAGGAAGAGAAGGAAGCAUUAAAGACAAAAGAUUAUAUUAUGCAUUAAAGAUAAGUGUAAUAGAGUAAAAUCAGGGUGCUUGAUGACAUUUAAAAUAUGAUAAAACAACAUAAAAAAACAAAUAGUUGA
Molecule: messenger RNA, 1688 nt
Organism: Paramecium sonneborni
Lineage: Eukaryota; Ciliophora; Oligohymenophorea; Peniculida; Parameciidae
Source: the annotation of a GenBank genome assembly